Molecule: messenger RNA, 835 nt
Organism: Cryptococcus deneoformans JEC21
Lineage: Eukaryota; Fungi; Basidiomycota; Tremellomycetes; Tremellales; Cryptococcaceae
Exons: 2
Coding region: 245-676 (143 amino acids)
Source: RefSeq, a predicted model, not a curated record
UCAUAUAAAAAAAUCCCGCAAGGGUCUACGCCCAGGCAAAAUAUCGGACCCACCUAUAGAUUACUACGCCGUCCUCGGCUUACUGCCCGGUGCCGAUACGGGAGAGGUCAAUAAAGCGUGGAGAAAGCUGGUUUUGCUCCAUCACCCGGAUAAGAACCCUUCUUCUAAACAAAAUCUUGCGACUACGCAAACCAAUCCGAAAGAGAACCCAAAUGGGAAUGGGACGAGAAAUCUAGAGACUGAAAUGCUGAACGAAAAGAUCCAUCUCAUCAAUCAAGCACGUCUCGUUCUUACUUCCCCCCAACUGAAAGAUGAGUGGCUGGCCUCUUUUUCCGCGUGGGCACGUUCGUCUCAAGGAAUACAAGGUCUUCAUGAAACGGGUGGCUCUUUGAAAGCAGGAGGUGGAGGAAGAGGACCACAUGUCUUUCGGCAUAUUUCUCUGGAUGAGUUUACGCCGCAUUAUGUGGAUGGUACUGCAGAGAACGAACACGAAGAGAAUGCGGACGAGAAGGAAGAAGAAGAGGAAGAGGAGCCGCAGUAUUUUACCUACCCAUGCCGUUGUUCAGGUCAGUUUAUGAUUUCGCUGGAGCAGCUGGAAGAAGGGGUAGAGGUUGUGGGCUGUGAAGGGUGUGGGGAGUGGGUGAGGGUAGGGUAUGAGGUUGUGGAGGAUGUUUAAGGGAGGUGGGGAGGAGUAUGGGUGGAACGGAUGGGGAGUAAGCGAUUCGAUUAUUCGAUUAUUCGAUUGUUAGUGAUUCGGGGGGUUGGUAGCAUAUUUGCGUAGAACUUUUGGGCAUCUGAUGUUGAGGCUUUUUGUUGUAUGAACAGUCUGUAGCAA